This is a messenger RNA of Metopolophium dirhodum (rose-grain aphid), 1979 nucleotides long. RefSeq lists its product as uncharacterized. The transcript is spliced from 6 exons. The coding region runs from base 446 to 1654 and encodes 402 amino acids. The record is from RefSeq and is a predicted model, not a curated record. NCBI's taxonomy places the organism in Eukaryota, Metazoa, Arthropoda, Insecta, Hemiptera, Aphididae.
CAAAUAGUGCGCUGACAUCCUCUUAAGUGAGAUACCUAUGCGUGUAUAAUAAAUGUUAAAUAAAAAUGCUCAUAACUCACUGAAAAACUGAAUUAUCGUAAAAACUUCAAUCAAAACACAGAUAAUGGUCUUACUAUCAAGUAUCAUAAUAAGUCGAUUCACUCUAAUUUUUAAGCUAACGGUAUAAAACGUGAACUUCUGAGCGUAAAUUUGGUAUGUUACGUACUUGUAAAACGGAGACCACACUGCGGGUGUGGCGUCCUCUUAAUUCAAAACUUCUAUGUUUAUUAAAAUAUUAUAACCAUGCGUUAAUGUCAAUAUUAUAAAGAUGCAUUUUAGAAAUAAAUUAAAAAAUAAUUAUUACCAUUAUUGAAUAUUGCUGUGGCUGAUGUUUCUAAAGAAAAAAAACUGAUUUACCAAGUUACGAACAAAAAGUGAAAUAAAAAUGUCAAUGAUAAUAAAAACUACGACGAACAUUUGGGAAAUGGAAAAAGGAUUUGAUAUUAUUUUAUUCAUUGACAAAAACGACGUCUACAAUAGAAACUACUGGAAGGACGAAUGUUUUCGUCGCAUUAAUGACAAAUAUCCAUUCCAAGAGUUGUUCACGACGAGCAUUAUAAACGUGUCGGGAAAAUCGUGCGCGCUCGUGUAUUCGGUGUACGGCGAGUCAAUAUGCUGUUUGUUGCUGAACGGGCCGCGGCACCAGCGGAAAAACGAAAGUGGCAACGCAAAACUAUACAGCCACAGCAAGGAGAGGAUGAAAAAAAGAGCCGACAGCACGGCUUUGGACGUUGAAACCGGACUGCGGACUAUCAGGGACCGGUUGGUCGGUUACCGGUAUCUGGCGGUGCAGCAGCAGCAGCGGCGUGCGCGGCCGGUCACUUACGAUUUCGAGCUCAUUUUCCGGACGGUUUUCCGCGGGGACAGCGGCGAGUUGUGGCUGUGCGGCCAGCGGAGGCAGUUUCCCUCGCCCCGCGUACGCGUCCGCACCGCCAACGGGUUGUGCUACAAGCGCCGCUUCAAGGUUAUCACCAAAAAUAACGCCAUCGAUCGCAAACCGUCGAAAACAAUAAUAUUACCAGCGGUUACCACGUUUACCCCGAAAUCGGCACCUGCUGCGGUUCCCACGAUAACAGCCGCCAUCGAACUGCUGCUAUCCGACGACGAUUGCGAGAGAACGACUAUGCAACAACCAAAUAUACCAAUCAUUAAAACGAUACCCGAAAAUGUUUGGGACCUAAACACAGACGUUGACAUUAUUUUAUUCAUCGACAUGGACAUCAUGUACAUGGACGAUUGGGAAGACGAAGUGGUGGAACGUGUCAACGACCGUUAUCCUUUCAAAAAUAGGUUGUUGGAGGACAUACAGAUCAUGCCCAUGAGCUCAGGUACCGUGCAGAUAUAUCGGCAAAACGGCGUGUCGAUAUUCUGCGUAUUCUUCAGCAACCGCAUGACCACCCUCAGCGACUGGAUGGAAGACGCCCUGAUAGACAUCAAAAGACUGUUGGCGGGUCACAUACAGUUGGCCAUCCAACAGGACCUGUCCCUCUCGGAGUUUCAAUCGAAUGUCUACAGUAAUUUGUUUUAUUUUUUCCAAUCGGUGUUCACGUACGACACGGUUGUGAUAUGGUUUUGCGGCAGUGGCGAUGUGUAGGGGAGGGGGGGAAUUAACUAUACAGCACUUUUUGCGAUUUUCAAUUAAUGUAGGUACAUUUAACAGUCUUAGAUUCCAAUGUUUUAAUCGUCUUUUUUAUUUAUUAUUUUGUAUAAUUUAUAAUUUUUUUUAUGUUUUUGCCUGAUCAAGUGCGUUUUACGUUUGUUUACAUAAAUAAUAUAUUGACAAUCCUAUAUUAUAUUAAUAUAUUAUAAUAUCUAUAUAGUUGCCAUUCUGAAGAUUGUUUACCCGCAGAAAUAUAUUCCAAUCUAAAAGCUCGCUGUAUGAAUUAAAUGUAAAUCCUUUUUUUAUAAUAUUUUGUUUG